Populus trichocarpa (black cottonwood) is the source of this 1135-nucleotide messenger RNA. RefSeq names its product disease resistance protein RPV1. Gene Ontology annotation, biological process: signal transduction. The coding region runs from base 440 to 1054 and encodes 204 amino acids. The transcript is spliced from 4 exons. The record is from RefSeq and is a predicted model, not a curated record. Lineage: Eukaryota; Viridiplantae; Streptophyta; Magnoliopsida; Malpighiales; Salicaceae.
UUAAUGCCUUUUUAUAUCUUAGGUCUUUGGUUAAUGGGUUCGUCAAAUCAUGAUUUACAGAAUAAUUAAGAGAAAAUGUUCAGUCUUUGUUUGUUAAUCACGCGCGUCUAAUUUGCUUUAGUUCAUACACGCAAACAGGAGUAGGUUAGCUUUAAAAACGUUUCUUCCUGGAAAUUUAACUAAACUUCUCUUCAGUUGAUCUCUUUGAAGCGAAAGAAUGAUUCUCUCUAUACAAUAGCUAGCGUCUUGGCGAAUACAUGGUGAAAGAUCAUUAGGCCCUUUGGUUAACUGCGGGCUGUUAAUGAAUAGUGGAGGAAUUUGAUGUAAAACAUUCAUAUCAGAUUUCAAAAGCGCAGUACUGUUGCAUGUUGAAAAUGAUAUUCAUCUUGAUCUUCACCAAAACUCUCCACGUACGCUCACUUGUGCCAACUUUUGUAUUAUGGCGUCAAGCUCUUCCGCCGUUACUCCUCUAUGGAAGUAUGAUGUGUUCCUUAGUUUUAGAGGUGCUGACGUCCGCCAUAACUUCCUUAGACAUCUUUAUGAUGCUCUAGAUCAAAAUGAAAUCGAAACAUUUAUCGACUACAAACUUGGUGCUGGAGAAGAGAUCUCACGGAUCCUCUUGGAAAAAAUCGAACAAUCAAAUGUUUCAAUCGUCAUUUUCUCCAAAAACUAUGCAGAUUCUCCUUGGUGUUUGGAAGAACUGGAGAAGAUCCUCGAAUGCAGGCAAACGUUACAGCAAAUUGUUAUACCAGUAUUUUACCAUGUUGAUCCAACCCAUGUCCGAGAGCUGAGUAACAGUUAUGGAAAUGCACUUUCCGAGCAUCAGAAAAAAAUCAGUUCAGACAAGGUGGACAAUUGGAAACGUGUUUUGAUCGAAAUAGCUGAUCUAGAAGGCUGGCAUUUUAAUGACACUAAGAAAGAGUCUGAACUAGUCCAGGAAAUUGUUGAUUACAUUAGGAAGGAGCUAAAACCUUUAUCCUCAAGCAAUUUUGGUAACUUGGUUGAAAUUGGUUCAUGUAUUGGAAAGGUUGAUGAUAAUGAAUAUUUCAUGUAACCAAUCGGUUGGUUACACGUAACACUAAAUUUAUUCACUUAAAACGUAUUUAUUUUUAAUAAAGGCUUUAUUUAUCUUUAA